Molecule: messenger RNA, 2442 nt
Organism: Knipowitschia caucasica
Lineage: Eukaryota; Metazoa; Chordata; Actinopteri; Gobiiformes; Gobiidae
Source: the annotation of a GenBank genome assembly
AUGACAGAAGGAGAACAUCCAGAAAACUGCGAAACUGCGAAAACGCGGCAGACGAUCGCGAGCAACAGAGACGAAGACAGAACCCAGAUCGUCACAGGAGUGGUGUUUCUGUCCACUGUGGCCUCCGCUGGACUCAUCGCAGGAUUCGGAUCAACUCUGGCUCUGGCCAAAAAGAAGAGUCCGGACUGGUUCAACAAGGGAGUGUCAGCCUCAGUCGUGGUCCCAGAGUCUGGAUCUUCUUUGGCUCUCAGGGCCCUGGGCUGGGGUUCGCUCUGGGCCUGGUGCGGAGUGGGACUCAUCACUGUGACUGUCUGCAAGGUCCUGAACGUCCACUCUUUUUCUGACUUCAGGCAGAAGAUGCAGACCUUCUUCCCCGUGAUCCCAAAGUCCAGCUCUGGUCCAGACUCUGUUGACUGGGACUCUCUGUUCUCCACCCCAACAGAUGCUAAAGCUAGCUAUCGAUCACUGACUGCACUCUACGUCAAACAAUUCUGCCCUCUGAUUGGUCACGCCCCCCACAUUCCGUGCUGUGAUUGGCUAAGAGCUGUUACCGGGCGCUUCGGGGGCACGGCGGCCGAGCCAGGGUGCAUUCAGAGCGGGCAGGAGCAGAGUGAAGAGCCGCUGAGACCUCCGUUCCCCCUUACCCGCACUUCCGCUCCUCCUCAUCCGCACUUAUGCAACAGUUCACCGGCCUCCGAAGCAGCGAACCCAGUCACCCCAGUGCUGCUGUCUGUGCUGCUGUCUGUGCGGCGCACUGGGGUGUGUGGGAGGGGGCGGGGCCUGAAAGGGGAGGGGCGGGGCCUGCAGGAGGACCAGAGCCCGCAGGACCGGCACAACUUGGGUUUGAAACCUCGGAGCUUGUGUGUGGUCUCCUCGUCUCCUCCUCCCUCUGCUGCAAAGAUGAUCCAGGAGCAGCGGGAGCAGGCACACGCGCUCAGCCCGGCUGGUUCCCACACUUUCACCUGGGUUUACCCCGAGCAGCGCGCUCCUCUGGCGGACACAGUUGGACCACAGCGCACAGCUGGUUCUGGUUCUGGAUCUGGCUCUGGACCCGGUCUGGUCAUGGACUGGAGACCGUACCCAGACCUGGAGGCGGCUGAGGUCCUGGUCCUCAUGAGCUCCUGGGGGCAGACACACAAGCCCCGCCCCCUCACGCCCACAUGUGACUCCUGCGACUCGCUACAGAUGGAGACCAGCGAACAGCGCGACCUAGUGGCCCUGUCCUCACUGUGCAUGACUCCGCCCCAUAGCCCGAGUUUUCCCGAGACAUCGCCCACAAGCUCAGCCCCCAAGCCCCCGCUGGCCCCUCCCACUCUGAGCCGCGCCAUGGCGACCAGCGUGAUCCGCCACACCAACUUCCUGCCGAAAAGCACUCCACAGACUCCACCCACAGAAGUUGUGUUCCCGCCAAAUAGGGCUCCAGUCCUGACUAAAGAGGAACAUGUGACGCCGCCACAAAGUGCUCCCGCCGCUCAGAAUCCUCCUACAAACGUCACGAUCGUGCUUCACAAUGUCCCCUCGCCAAAUGGUGCUCCACACGUUCCAGAAGGCAUCUCCAGUCUGCCAAAUAGUGCGCCAAGCUCCCCUCCCUUAUCUGCCUUCCUGCAAAAUAGUGCUCCGAGCCCACCCCCGCCCCCCACUCUUCUCUUCAGUGCUCCAAAAGUUUCUUCCUCUCUGCCAAACUGUGCUCCAUGCAUCCCCACCGUCACGCUCGCAUGCAGUCUGCAAAAUAGUGCUCCAAGCCUUUCAACAGUCACCUCCGCUCUGCCAAAUAGUGCUCUCCAUAACAACAGCAUCAACAUGGACACUUCCUCCUCAGGCGAAUGCCCAAAUUUGGAGGCGGCGACAAGUGUGCAGGGCCCGCCUACCUCGCCGCUGCUGUGUCAGGUGAUCCCAGUGGGCGGCCGUUCAGGUCAGGUGAUACAGGUCGUUCAGGGGUCAAAGCAGAUCCUGGUGAGCUCCGGAGUUCCUCAGGGAGCGGUGAUGCUGGUGGUGCCACAGACGCAGGUGGGCUCGCGGGGCAGUACUGUGGUCACUAAGCUCCUCCCCCUCGCUCCGGCGCCGGUUUAUGUUGCAGCGGGAACGGGCUCUGGGAACGCCGUCACCACGGUUACGCCAGCGGUGGAGUUCUCGCGGCGACGGAACUACGUCUGCUCUUUCCCCGGCUGUAAGAAGACUUACUUUAAAAGCUCUCACCUCAAAGCACAUCUGCGGACGCACACCGGGGAGAAGCCCUUCAGCUGUGCCUGGGACGGUUGUGAGAAGAGGUUUGCGCGCUCUGAUGAGUUGUCGCGUCACCGCAGGACGCACACUGGGGAGAAGAAGUUUGCGUGCGCCGUGUGCGAGCGCCGCUUCAUGCGCAGCGACCACCUCAGCAAACAUGCUCGUCGUCACAUGACCAAACGCUCAAGCUGGGCCAGCCAAUCACAGAGCAGCAACUGA